AUGAAGGCUUUCUCGUACUUUAGUUAUGCCCUUCUGGCAUGCAUUCCCUUCACUGAAGCUCACCCAGGGAUGGGUGACACGAUGACUGAGAUGCGCUACCUUGCUGCUCGCGAGAAGCGUCAAGCCUCCAAAGAGCUCAUCGGCGACCUCAAAACACUCGCAGACUCCAAGCUCACUGCUAUCGGCAAAGACAUCAAGGCUAUUAUACUCGACCAGAAAUCUGCCGAGUCGUCCACUAUUGACAGCUCCAUCCCUGCUGGCAAUAUCGGGAGCGCUGCCUGCAAAGCUGACAUGUGCUGCCACUGGAAGUGGCUGGCAUACGAGAUGACAGCCAAGUUCAACGGUACUUCCGGCCGCUGCAGCAAAUUCGCUCGUCAAGCCGUUCGCCUUGGCUUUCACGAUGCAGCCGUGUGGUCGAAGAGCAGCAGCUUCGGUGGUGCAGAUGGUAGCAUCCUCCUCAGCGAUGAGAUGUCGCGUGCGGACAACAACGGCCUUUCUGCGAUUGCCGACCAAACGAAAAAGUGGUACAGCAAAUACAACCAAUACGGCAUGAGUAUGGCAGAUAUCAUCCAAUUUGGUGCCAAUGUCGCCACGGUAGUCUGCCCGCUUGGACCAAGACUUCGAACCUUCGUUGGACGUAAAGACAACAGCAAGGCUGGUCCUACAGGACUUCUUCCUGGAGAAAAGGACUCUGCAGACAAACUUAUCAAGCUCUUCCAAGAUAAGACUAUUGAUGCACACGAUCUUGUAGCGCUCGUUGGAGCGCACACGACCUCGCAACAGCACUUCGUUGACACCAGUCGGGACGGUGACCCACAGGACUCUACCCCUGGUGUUUGGGACAUAGCCUUCUACCCGCAAACGACCAAUAACGCACCUGUCCGUGUCAUCAAGUUCCAAAGCGAUAUCAACUUGAGUAAAGACUCACGGACAAAGGCUUCGUGGGCGCAGUUCAGCGAUCGGGCUACAGCCCAGGGCCAAUGGAACUCGGAUUACGCUAAGGCUUACACGCGAAUGUCUCUUCUCGGCGUCAACAACAUCAACGAUCUCAAAGAAUGCACAAAGGUCUUACCCGCAGAGCGUCCUACAUUUGUGAGCGAAGACCAGGUCUUGCUCGAUAGGUGGCUCAACGGCGAGUUUGACCAGCUCAACAACUUGGUGGAUGAUGCUAUUCAGCUGACGGGUGUGAUUUCCUCAAGGGACGAGAAGCCCUAA
Alternaria atra is the source of this 1215-nucleotide messenger RNA. RefSeq lists its product as uncharacterized. The transcript has 2 exons. Gene Ontology annotation, biological process: hydrogen peroxide catabolic process; response to reactive oxygen species; cellular response to oxidative stress. The record is from RefSeq and is a predicted model, not a curated record. Gene Ontology annotation, molecular function: heme binding; peroxidase activity. Lineage: Eukaryota; Fungi; Ascomycota; Dothideomycetes; Pleosporales; Pleosporaceae. The coding region runs from base 1 to 1215 and encodes 404 amino acids.